This is a messenger RNA of Trichosurus vulpecula (common brushtail), 3632 nucleotides long. RefSeq names its product astrotactin 1 (gene ASTN1). Gene Ontology annotation, molecular function: protein binding. The coding region runs from base 153 to 3569 and encodes 1138 amino acids. The transcript has 22 exons. The record is from RefSeq and is a predicted model, not a curated record. Lineage: Eukaryota; Metazoa; Chordata; Mammalia; Diprotodontia; Phalangeridae. Gene Ontology annotation, biological process: neuron migration; neuron cell-cell adhesion.
UGCGCUGGCGGCAGCAAUGGUUGGAGAAUGGCACUCUACUGUUCCAUAUCCACCACCAGGAUGGUGCCCCAAGCCUUCCUGGCCUUGAUCCAACAGAAGAGCCCCAGAGUGAAUCAGCUGAGGAGGAGCUGAGGAUUCUCCACAUCUCUGUUAUGGGGGGCAUGAUUGCUUUGCUGCUCUCCAUCUUGUGUCUAGUGAUGAUCCUCUAUACCCGUCGACGCUGGUGUAAGCGGCGACGUGUGCCUCAACCUCAGAAAAGUGCCAGUGCAGAGGCAGCUAAUGAGAUCCACUACAUCCCGUCAGUUCUCAUUGGUGGCCAUGGUCGUGAAAGCCUAAGGAAUGCACGGGUGCAGGGCCACAAUUCAAGUGGUACUCUAAGUAUUCGAGAGACCCCCAUCCUGGACGGCUAUGAGUAUGACAUCACAGAUCUGAGGCACCACCUGCAGCGGGAGUGCAUGAAUGGUGGGGAAGACUUUGCCAGUCAGGUGACCCGGACUCUGGACUCACUCCAGGGCUGCAAUGAGAAGUCUGGGAUGGACCUCACACCAGGAAGCGACAAUGCCAAGCUGUCCCUGAUGAACAAAUACAAAGACAACAUCAUCGCCACCAGCCCUGUGGAUGCCAAUCACCAACAGGCAACCUUACUGUCCCACACCUCUAGCAACCAGAGGAAACGGAUCAAUAACAAAGCUCGAGCUGGAUCUGCCUUCCUGAACCCUGAAGGAGAUUCGGGCACAGAAGCUGAUAAUGACCCCCAGCUGACUUUUUACACAGAUCCCUCCCGCAGCAGGAGGAGGAGCAGAGUGGGUUCUCCAAGAAGUCCUGUGAACAAAACCACGCUGACACUCAUCAGCAUCACCAGCUGUGUCAUUGGCCUCGUCUGCUCAUCCCACAUGAGCUGCCCACUCAUUGUCAAAAUCACCCUGCACGUCCCUGAGCACCUGAUCGCAGAUGGGAGCCGCUUUAUCUUACUGGAGGGCAGCCAACUGGAUGCCAGUGAUUGGCUGAAUCCUGCCCAAGUGGUACUCUUCUCACAACAGAACUCCAGUGGGCCCUGGGCCAUGGAUCUUUGUGCCCGGCGGCUCCUGGAUCCCUGUGAACAUCAAUGUGACCCGGAAACUGGGGAAUGCCUUUGCUAUGAAGGAUACAUGAAAGAUCCAGUACAUAAGCAUCUCUGUAUUCGGAACGAAUGGGGCACAAACCAGGGUCCUUGGCCUUACACGAUAUUUCAGAGAGGAUUUGACUUGGUUUUGGGAGAGCAGCCUUCAGAUAAGAUAUUCAGGUUUACCUAUACUCUGGGAGAGGGAAUGUGGCUGCCUCUAAGCAAGAGUUUUGUGAUUCCACCAGCAGAACUGGCCAUCAACCCUUCAGCUAAGUGCAAGACAGACAUGACCGUGAUGGAGGAUGCAGUGGAGGUCAGAGAAGAGCUGAUGACCUCAUCCUCCUUUGACAGCUUGGAAGUUCUCUUGGAUUCAUUUGGACCUGUCAGGGACUGCACCAAAGACAAUGGGGGCUGUAGUAAGAAUUUCCGAUGCAUCUCAGAUCGCAAAUUGGAUUCCACUGGUUGUGUGUGCCCAUCAGGACUCAGCCCCAUGAAGGAUGGUACCGGUUGCUACGAUCGCCACAUUGGGGUUGACUGCUCCGACGGAUUCAACGGGGGCUGUGAGCAGCUAUGUCUCCAGCAGAUGGCACCCUUCCCAGAUGAUCCUUUGCUAUAUAACAUCCUCAUGUUCUGUGGGUGCAUUGAGGAUUACAAACUUGGUGUGGAUGGGCGUUCUUGCCAGCUGAUCACUGAGACCUGCCCAGAGGGAGCUGAAUGUGGAGAAAGCCGGGAGCUUCCCAUGAACCAGACUCUGUUUGGGGAGAUAUUCUUUGGCUACAACAAUCACUCGAAGGAAGUGGCACCUGGACAGGUGCUGAAAGGAACAUUCAGGCAGAACAACUUUGCUCGAGGCUUAGAACAACAGCUGCCAGAUGGCCUUGUAGUGGCCACUGUCCCCCUGGAGAAUCAGUGCCUAGAGGAGAUCUCAGAGCCCACGCCAGAUCCAGAAUUUUUGACUGGAAUGGUGAACUUUAGCGAGGUAUCUGGGUACCCUCUUCUACAACAAUGGAAAGUCCGUUCUGUGAUGUAUCAUAUCAGGCUCAAUCAAGCAACCAUCUCCCAGGCUCUCAGCAAUGCCCUCCAUUCUCUGGAUGGAGCCACCUCUCGGGGAGAUUUUGUAGCAUUGCUGGACCAGUUUGGCAACCAUUACAUCCAGGAGGCUGUUUAUGGCUUUGAGGAAUCCUGCUCCAUCUGGUACCCAAACAAGCAGGUGCAGCGGCGGCUCUGGCUAGAGUAUGAAGACAUCAGUAAAGGCAACUCACCCUCAGAUGAAUCCGAGGAGCGGGAGCGAGACCCUAAAGUGCUCACAUUCCCAGAAUACAUUGCCAGCCUGUCUGAGUCGGGUACCAAGCGCAUGGCGGCUGGAGUCCGUAUGGAGUGCCAGAGCCGAGGCCGGUGCCCCUCAUCCUGUCCACUGUGCCAUGUGACUGCCAGCCCUGAUUUGCCUGCUGAGCCAAUUCUCCUGGAGGUUACCAAGGCAGCUCCCAUCUAUGAACUGGUUACUAACAACCAGACACAGCGGUUGUUGCAGGAGGCCACCAUGAGCUCACUCUGGUGUUCAGGAAGUGGGGAUGUCAUCGAGGAUUGGUGUCGGUGUGACUCCAGUGCAUUUGGGGCAGAUGGGCUUCCCACUUGUGCUCCUCUUCCUCAGCCUGUACUCCGGCUGUCCACGGUGCAUGAGCCUAGCAGCACCCUGGUGGUAUUGGAGUGGGAACACUCCGAGCCACCAAUAGGGGUACAGAUUGUGGAUUACCUCAUCCGCCAGGAGAAGGUCACAGACAGGAUGGACCAUUCCAAAGUGGAGACUGAAACGGUGCUGAGUUUUGUUGAUGACAUCAUCUCUGGAGCAAAGUCGCCUUGUGCGAUGCCAUCUCAAGUGCCUGACAAGCAGUUCAACACCAUCUCUCUGAUUAUUCGUUGUCUGGAACCAGAUACCACUUAUAUGUUUACCCUGUGGGGAGUGGACAACACAGGACGACGUUCCAGACCAAGCGAUGUGAUAGUGAAGACCCCCUGCCCAGUCGUAGAUGAUGUGAAAGCCCAAGAAAUUGCAGACAAGAUCUACAAUCUCUUCAAUGGCUAUACCAGUGGGAAGGAACAACAGACUGCAUAUAAUACCCUCUUGGAUCUUGGCUCUCCCAGCCUCCACCGAGUCCUCUAUCAUUAUAACCAACAUUAUGAGAGUUUUGGGGAGUUCACUUGGAGAUGUGAGGAUGAAUUAGGCCCCAGGAAAGCUGGACUCAUCCUCUCCCAACUUGGAGACCUCAGCAACUGGUGCAAUGGCCUUCUCCAGGAACCCAAGAUAAGCCUGCAGCGCACCUCACUCAAGUACUUGGCCUGCCGCUAUCGGGAGAUCAAGCCUUACGGACUAGAGUGGUCAGAGCUUAGCCGAGACCUCAAGAAAACCUGUGAGGAGCAGACCCUCAGUGUCCUGUACAACGAUUAUGGAGAUAACAAAGAUAACUAGAGAUCCAGGGUGCCUGCAGGGGGCCACCAAGACUAAGCAGGAGGGAGGAAGGGCUUUUGGGUU